AUGGCGAGACAAGCUUCUCUUAGUCGAGAUCUUCAGUCGGGUGCUUCUGGACCUCUUCUCGUGCAUUCUCUGUACGAAACACGAAGCUCGGUAUUGAGUCUAGCCACGAACGACACCUACAUAUUCUCCGGCAGUCAAAAUCGGGACAUUUCUGUUUGGGAUAAAUAUACCUUCAAAUUGAAACAGACCUUGCUAGGGCAUACUGGAAGCGUGCUAGCGCUAGAGUAUGCGGGGGAUAAGGAAUGGCUGUUCAGCUCGUCAGCUUGUCGUGAUGUCCAGAUUUGGUCGACCAUCACGCUUGAUCCCCUUUACGUUCUCGUGCCCUAUUUAGAAACGGGUGCCGGGGAUCUGUUUUCUCUCGCAUGGUCUUCGAUACUGCAAACAAUUUUCAUUGGGUGUCAGAAUACCUCUCUCCAAUGGCACACCUUUCACGAUCCUAUCUCUUGCUUUUUUGAUAGCUACCCACAACACGAGCGCAAGCCAGCUGACAUUUUCGCAAAUAAUGGCGUUGUUGGACGCGGCAGCCCAGAUUCGGAUCGCUAUUCAGAUGCGCUUGCUUCGCAGGCACAAGUCUUCAUAGAGGCGUCUAACGUGAUCGAUUCCGCACAUUACGGAUAUGUUUAUUGCAUGACAAUACUGGGUGCUGGCGAAAAUGUGCAGUUGGCCACAGGGAGCGGCGACGAAACUGUUAAGUUGUGGGAUUGUACUGUGGCAGGGCCUGUUUUUGUGCAUGAAUUCACUUGUAAUCAGGGCGCGGUUUUGGCACUCGUUGCGAAAGGCGACACAAUCUACGCAGGCUGUCAAGAUGGGCAUGUCAAGGUUUUUGAUCUUGAAACUAAGACGCUUGUCAGGACGAUUAUCGUUCAGGAGGGUAUUGACAUUAUAUCGAUGUCAAUGUUGAACUCGGACCUUUACACAUGCUCCGCCAACGGAUGGGCCCAGCGUUGGUCUGCAUCGUUUGACUGCACAGCAGCUUGGGACGCACAUGACGGCAUUGUCCUUUCGUCUACCAUUACUAAGAGAGGUAAAGCGGAGAACAGCGGUUUCCGUCUCAUUACGGGAGGCAAUGACGACCACAUCAAGGUGUGGGAUGUGACGUCCCCCAGAGCACGCGCUUCUUCAAUUGCCCUUACACGGGACGAGAGCACAACCUUUCAUACCCUAACAUAUGCGCUCUCAAAAUUUGUUUCCAUUCCCAGCGUAAGCUGCGACCCGUCACACAAGGAGGAUUGCAGGCAAGCAGCAAUAUGGCUUAAAAAGUGUUUGGUCCAGUUGGGUGCCCACUCUACGCUUCUACCAACAGGCGAGGGGAACAACCCUAUAGUACUGGGUACUUUUGAAGGUUCAGUCAGGGAACACCGAAAAACAAGAGUACUGUUUUAUGGCCACUACGACGUUAUCUCCGCUCCUCUGGAUGGAUGGCAUUCAGAUCCGUUUACAGUUUCGGGUCUCAAUGGCUAUUUAUACGGAAGAGGGGUCACCGACAACAAAGGACCCAUUAUGGCUGUUGCCUGUGCAGCUGCUGACCUCCUUUCUCGGCGGGCACUGGAAAUCGACCUGGUUCUCUUGAUUGAAGGCGAAGAGGAAUGUGGCAGUUCUGGAUUCGGUGAAACUGUUCGAAAACAUAAGAAUCUAAUUGGGGAUAUUGAUGCCAUUUUGGUCAGUAACUCGACAUGGAUUGCAGAGGACCGGCCGUGUAUCACGUACGGAUUGAGAGGCGUCGUGCAUUGUGCUCUUGAGAUAACAAGCAAUCUACCGGACCUUCACUCCGGCAUCGAAGGAGGAGCCGUUGCUGAGCCCAUGAUUGACAUGGUGAAGUUGUUAGCCACGCUCACAGACAACCAUCGUCAAGUUCAGAUACCAGGAUUUUAUGACCGUGUCCGACCUGAAACAGAGGAAGAGAAACAACUAUACAAGUUACUGUCUGAUGUCACGCAAAAACAAGCAUCUUCCUUUGUCGCUCGUUGGAGAGAGCCCUCGUUAACGGUUCACACGAUUGAGAUUUCUGGACCCAAGAACGCAACAGUGAUACCCGGAACUGUGAAGGCACAGGUCUCGCUGCGCAUAGUGCCGGAUCAAGAUCUGGAUACGAUUGUUGAAUCUCUUUGCGAUUACCUGUCAGCUUCAUUCGACCAGCUCCAUUCCACAAAUGCUCUACGGGUUAAUGUCGAACACACAGCCGACUGGUGGCUUGGACGUCUCGACGAUCCGUGGUUCAAGGCACUCGAAAGUGCCGUUCAAGAGGAGUGGGGAUCCGAGCCCUUGCGAAUUCGGGAAGGAGGAUCCAUCCCUUCCGUUCCUUACCUCGAAAAGGAGUUUGGGUGUCACGCUUUGCAUCUUCCUAUGGGGCAGAGUUCGGAUCAAGCUCACCUACCCAACGAACGCAUUUCGCUGGCUAAUCUACAGAAAGGUAAAGCGGUGAUAGAGCAGUUUAUUCUCAAGGUAGCUGCAUAGAAGUUCCAUCUCUUUCGUGCCAUGACUGUUGUCCUUCAUUGCUUUCGACGUUUUCAUACCCUUUUGUAAUUUUUUGUACGCAUACCGAAUUGUAUUUCAUCUCUUGUUC
Messenger RNA from Laccaria bicolor S238N-H82, 2563 nucleotides. RefSeq lists its product as uncharacterized. The record is from RefSeq and is a predicted model, not a curated record. Lineage: Eukaryota; Fungi; Basidiomycota; Agaricomycetes; Agaricales; Hydnangiaceae. Bases 1 to 2454 code for a protein of 817 amino acids. The transcript is spliced from 20 exons. Gene Ontology annotation, biological process: proteolysis; glutathione catabolic process. Gene Ontology annotation, molecular function: protein binding; peptidase activity.